AUGGUCGCCUUCUCCAACCUCUUCACUCUGUCCGUCAUGGCCCUGUGUGCCCAGAUCACCCAGGUCGACGCGGUUCCCCAACCUGCCGUCUCCCGGGCGGAAGCAUCCUCAGUUACUCAACGCUUCUCCUUCGCCAGAUGGGUAGAUGACAAGUUCACCAACCCCGACACUGCUCUUUCUCCGGAGCAGGCAUGGCAAGCGUACCUUGACUCGACAGCAGACAAGGACAAAGACGACGAUGUUUUGCCAGCUACUGCUAGUUCUGGGCCGGAAAAGCGUUGGGAUAGCCAGGUGAAGUGUAAUGAGAGGAACAGAGUGAAGGCAGUCGACGUUGUUCAGUGUAUUGAGAACCUGCAUAAGUCGGUCAAUAGGAAAGACCCGCACUGCCCUACACAUCCCGUCACACUCAUACCUAAGGACAAGGGCAAAAAGCACACCAUGCAGGCUUGGUGCCGUGUGAAUAAUCUCGUUGUCGGUCCGGACCUUUCGGAGGACUUGGGUCAGGACAAUUCGAAGUUGGCUAGUUGCGUGAGCGUGGCCCAAACCAUUGGUGCCAUCAUGGAUACGUGCACAACUGAAUCCGGCGAUGAGAAAUGGGUUUCGGGAUGGCGGGAGAAGGAUCUGACGGGUCUUAGAGUUGAAAUCAACGUUUUAGGAGCCCAAACGUUUACGAUUGGAUGA
Molecule: messenger RNA, 681 nt
Organism: Sordaria macrospora k-hell
Lineage: Eukaryota; Fungi; Ascomycota; Sordariomycetes; Sordariales; Sordariaceae
Source: RefSeq, a predicted model, not a curated record